This is a messenger RNA of Terrapene triunguis (Three-toed box turtle), 1161 nucleotides long. RefSeq names its product immunoglobulin superfamily member 1-like. The record is from RefSeq and is a predicted model, not a curated record. Bases 1 to 1161 code for a protein of 386 amino acids. NCBI's taxonomy places the organism in Eukaryota, Metazoa, Chordata, Testudines, Emydidae. The transcript has 7 exons.
AUGGUCUCUGCUCUCACCAUUCUCUUCCUCGAGCUCCCUGCGCCCGGACCCUCCAUCUCCGUCAGCCCCAGCGGGGUGAUCGCCCUGGGGGGAACCGUCACCCUCCGCUGUCAGUGUCGGUGCGGGGCCAGGAGAUUAUUUCUGUAUAAAGAUGGAAUCCAAUUCUGGGAGCUGGAUGCUGGGGACGGGGGUGAAUUCACCAUCCCCAGUGCCAGACGCGGAGACGGAGGGUUCUACAGUUGCCGAUCUCGCUCCAGAUUGGAACCGCCCAACUGGUCGGAUCCCCGUGAUUACCUGCGGAUCAUUGUGGCAGAGCUCAGCUCCCCCAAACCCUCCAUCUCCCUGCGCCCCCGUGGGGGAGUCGCCCUGGUGGGAACCGUGACCAUUCGGUGUAAGUGUCGAUGUCAGAAAGCGACGUUCCUCAUGUAUAAACUUGGAAACCCGGACGUACGGCGCUGGGCAGUGACUGCUGGGAACGUGGCUGAGUUUCCCAUCCGCAACGUGAGCCGGAGAGACACAGGGAGCUACAGCUGCCAAUAUGGCAUCAAAUCGGACCCGCCCGUCUGGUCGCAUCCCAGCGACCCCGUGGAGCUGAUGGUAGCAGAGCUCCCUUCGCCCGGACCCUCCAUCUCCGUCAGCCCCAGCGGGGUGAUCGCCCUGGGGAGAACCGUCACCCUCCGCUGUCAGUGUCGGUGCGAGGCCAGGAGGUUAUUUCUUUAUAAAGAUGAAAUCCAAAUCGGGGAGCUGGAUGCUGGGGACGGGGGUGAAUUCAUCAUCCCCAGUGCCAGACGCGGAGACGGAGGGUUCUACAGCUGCCGAUCUCGCUCCAGACCGGAGCCGCCCAACUGGUCAGAUCCCAGUGAUUACGUGCGGAUCGAUGUUGCAGAGCUCAGCUACCCCAAACCCUCCAUCUCCAUGCACCCCAGUGGGGGAGUCGCCCUGGGGGGAACCGUGACCAUCCAGUCCGACGCUCCUUUUAAUCCCACAGAGGGAACCGACCCAGCUGGGCCCCAGCAGCCGGAUCCCCCCACGACGGAGCCGGAGGGAGAAGAUUACACCCAGGGCAACAUCGUCCGGCUGGCCCUGGCCGCCGGGGUCCUCCUGGCCCUGGCGUUGAUCCUGGCUGAGGCUACCCACGGAUGGAGGAGGGGCAGAUGCUAG